This is a messenger RNA of Labrus bergylta (ballan wrasse), 1404 nucleotides long. Lineage: Eukaryota; Metazoa; Chordata; Actinopteri; Labriformes; Labridae. The record is from RefSeq and is a predicted model, not a curated record.
AUGGCGCGGCGCUACUAUUGCCUGCGUAAAGUGAUCGUCUGUGUGUGCACCCCAUGCAUCUUGCUGGUCCUGCUAUUCUUCUACAUAACUAUCGUGGUCUGCUUGUCCAUGAAUAACAAUGCAACCCCGGGGAUCGUGGGUAAAAGUAGCAGUCACUUCAUAGCCUCAGGAACUUAUAGAAACAAGAGCUUUUCCCCAUUCCCUAAAACUUUCUGGGAGCUCCACUGGCAAGGUGAUGCCUACUGGAACCGGCUCCAGCUGGCGAUAGACCGCAAUUUCAACCCCAUCUUGCGCCCCAACAACAAUGUGAAGAGGCGAUUUCAAAACAGUAAGUUUCACGAGUCCCUGCUGUGGAAAAGUUUCUCUGAAGUUAGCGAUUUGGACAGCAAAAGUGGAGAGUUUCAAAAGCUGCCGCAGCAGAUGCAGGACUUUGUGAGCCACAUGCAAAGGAGGGACUAUCCAAUCCUCAACCAGCCAGACGGAGUGUGUGGAGCCGGGGCAAAGGGCGAGAAGGAGCCACCUCUGCUUCUACUGGCCAUCAAGUCAACUGAGUUCAAUUUUAAAAGCCGGCAGGCCAUUAGACAAACCUGGGGCCAAGUUGGAUGGAUAGCAGGAGGGAAGAGGAACAAUAGUGAGGGAAAAGAAAGUGGAGGGUACGUUCGUAGGGUGUUUCUGAUAGGCAAAGAAGACCCUCAAGAGCUGGGUGUGGAUACAACAGAGCUACUAAAGCUGGAGAGUAAACAUUAUGGAGACAUUCUGCAGUGGGACUUCAAGGACACGUUUUUUAACCUCACCCUGAAGGAUGUGCUCUUCUGGAGCUGGUUCACACAAUUCUGUAACCAGAUCCAAUUUGUCUUUAAGGGGGACGACGACGUCUUUGUCAACUCCCUGAAUAUGAUAGCCUUCCUCCAGGACCAGCUCGAUAUGCCACAAGCACACAAGACCUUACAAGACUUCAUGGUUGGAGAUGUCAUAGGGGCAGCCUUACCCAGCAGAGUCAACAAGUCCAAGUACUUUAUUCCUGACAGCUUCUACAAGGGCCUGUAUCCUAUGUAUGCAGGCGGUGGAGGAGUGCUUUACUCAGGACUGCUGGUCAAACGCCUGCACAGCAUCUCUAAAAGGGUUCACAUGUUCCCCAUUGACGAUGUUUAUGUCGGGAUGUGUAUGUAUCGGCUUAACGCUCACCCUGUUCACCACCCAGCCUUCCUCACGUUUGACUUCCCUGCAAAGGAAGAGGAGGCGGUGUGUUCUUACCACAGAAUCCUACUGGUUCACAAACGAAGCCCCGUCCAGGUAGUCAGACUUUGGGCUGAUGUGAAACAGACACAGAGACAGUGUUGGGACGUGCCCCUCAGAGAUGGAAACAAGAAAAAAAAAAAAACACUGAGUGCAACUUCACAGUGA